Drosophila suzukii is the source of this 690-nucleotide messenger RNA. The record is from RefSeq and is a predicted model, not a curated record. Lineage: Eukaryota; Metazoa; Arthropoda; Insecta; Diptera; Drosophilidae.
AUGUCGUCGCAUCUGGAAGUUCGCUUGGCGAACUGCAUAAUUUUGGUGGUAGCAUUACUGUCAGUCUUCGGAGGUGUUAAGGCCAAGGAUGAUGCCUCUGUGCCUCGCCUGAUUACUCUUCAAGCCGCCAGUCCGGCUCCAGCUCCUCCGCCCCAGGAAGUGAUCAUAGAGGAGAGCUACGAUCACCAUCAUCAUCAUCCUCCGCCGGCUUAUCCGCACAGUUACCCGUAUCCACAGCCUCCGCCGCAGCACUGUCAGUGUCCGCCGGGUCCUCCAGGACCUCCUGGACCACCGGGACAACCGGGUCAGAAGGGCUAUCCCGGAACGAAAGGAUCUAAGGGUGAUGCCGGAGAGAAGGGACCCCGAGGAGACAAGGGCUACCCCGGAAUGCCUGGAUUGCCUGGUCCUCAGGGUCCACCUGGAUAUCCCGGGGGUGCGUACCCGCCGUAUCCCUAUCCUCCUCCUCCUCCUCCUCCUCCCCCGUCAUCUGGGAAUGGAGGCAAUGGAGGAAGCACUGGAGAACAAAAUAGGUACUACGAUCGGUUCUAUGAUGAGGAAGACCGUUAUUACGGCAAUGAGCGGGCCUUCAGUUUUAUAGAAGACGAUCAGAUCGGCAAUCAACCGGUCAUCUUAGCCUUCAGUCAGCACAGGAAUCACUUCACCCCAAAACUCAAUAAAAGAAUGAAUUAA